AUGGACCGGCCGGUGGCGGCGGCGGCGGCCGGCAGCGAGGGCGGCGGGGGCCCGGGUCCCGGCCCAGCGGGCGGCAGGAGGCCCCCUCAGGGCGCUGGGGACCCUGCCGCUGGCUCCUGGCAGCCCAGCGUGGAGACUCUGGACAGUCCUACAGGAUCACAUGUUGAAUGGUGUAAACAGCUUAUAGCUGCUACAAUUUCUAGUCAGAUUUCAGGUUCAGUGACAUCCGAAAAUGUAUCCAGAGACUACAAGGCUCUAAGAGACGGAAAUAAGCUGGCACAGAUGGAAGAAACGCCACUCUUUCCAGGAGAAUCCAUCAAGGCCACUGUGAAAGCCGUCAUGUACAUCUGCCCAUUUAUGGGAGCAGUGAGUGGAAGCCUGUCGGUGACUGACUUUAAGGUGUACUUCAAGAAUGUAGAAAGGGACCCGAAGUUUGUCCUCGAUGUUCCCCUUGGUGUGAUUAGCAGAGUUGAGAAGAUUGGAGCGCAGAGCCAUGGGGACAAUUCCCGUGGCAUAGAGAUUGUGUGCAAGGAUAUGAGGAACUUGCGACUUGCUUAUAGGCAGGAAGAACAGAGUAAACUUGGGAUAUUUGAAAACCUCAACAAACUUGCAUUUCCUCUUUCCAAUGGGCAGACACUCUUUGCAUUCAACGACAAAGAAAAAUUUCCAACGAAUGGGUGGAAAGUUUAUGAUCCUGUAUCUGAAUAUAAGAGACAGGGCUUGCCAAAUGAGAGCUGGAAAAUAUCCAAAGUGAACAGUAACUAUGAGCUCUGUGACACCUACCCUGCUGUCAUUGUCGUGCCAACUAGUGUGAAAGAUGCUGACCUUUCAAAAGUGGCAGCCUUUCGAGCAAAAGGCAGAGUCCCGGUGUUAUCGUGGAUUCAUCCAGAAAGUCAGGCAACAAUUACCCGUUGCAGCCAGCCACUUGUGGGUCCCAGUGAUAAACGCUGCAAAGAAGAUGAAAAAUACUUGCAAACGAUAAUGGAUGCUAACGCACAGUCUCACAAACUUACCAUCUUCGAUGCCCGACAAAACAGUGUCGCUGAUCAAAAGGCCAAGGGUGGGGGGUACGAGAGGGAAAGUGCUUACCCCAACGUGGAGCUCGUGUUCUUGGAGAUCCACAACAUCCACGUGAUGAGAGAGUCCCUGCGUAAAUUGAAAGAGAUCAUGUACCCUUCGAUAGAUGAGGCGCGGUGGCUCUCCAACGUGGAUGGGACGCACUGGCUGGAGUAUAUAAGGGUAAAGGGGGCUGGUCCUUGA
Molecule: messenger RNA, 1260 nt
Organism: Zalophus californianus (California sea lion)
Lineage: Eukaryota; Metazoa; Chordata; Mammalia; Carnivora; Otariidae
Product: myotubularin-related protein 1-like
Molecular function (GO): phosphatidylinositol-3,5-bisphosphate 3-phosphatase activity
Source: RefSeq, a predicted model, not a curated record